Heteronotia binoei (common prickly gecko) is the source of this 1368-nucleotide messenger RNA. RefSeq names its product ribosomal protein L3 like (gene RPL3L). NCBI's taxonomy places the organism in Eukaryota, Metazoa, Chordata, Lepidosauria, Squamata, Gekkonidae. Gene Ontology annotation, biological process: translation; ribosomal large subunit assembly. Gene Ontology annotation, molecular function: structural constituent of ribosome; RNA binding. The record is from RefSeq and is a predicted model, not a curated record. Gene Ontology annotation, cellular component: ribosome; cytosolic large ribosomal subunit.
AAAUGAAUAUAGCAUCAGCAUGAAGCCAGCUGCUAAAUUUAUGUCUUGGGGGCCGAGAAACAUCUUCGGUAUUAGAGAAGGGAAGCCCUCGCUGGUGGCCUCUUUCUCUGCCUUCGCCCGGGUUGAAGAAGACGCCUAAUCAUGUCCCACAGGAAGUUUUCGGCUCCCAGACAUGGACACCUGGGCUUCCUCCCUCACAAGAGGAGCCGGCGUCACCGUGGGAAGGUGAAGACCUGGCCCAAAGAUGACCCUAGCAAGCCCGUCCACCUGACUGCCUUCCUGGGCUAUAAGGCCGGCAUGACUCACAUCUUGCGGGAGAUUCACCGGCCGGGGCUGAAGGUGUCUAAAAGGGAGGAGGUGGAAGCAGUGACCAUAAUAGAGACCCCACCUCUGGUGGUGGUCGGAGUGGUGGGCUACAUCGAGACGCCCCGGGGACUGCGGAAUUUGAAGACCAUCUUUGCCGAGCACAUUAGCGACGAAUGCAGGAGGCGUUUCUACAAGAACUGGCACAAGAGCAAGAAGAAGGCCUUUACCAAGUACUGCAAAAAGUGGCAGGACGAGGCAGGGAAGAAGCAGCUGGAGAAGGACUUUGCAGCCAUGAAGAAAUACUGCAAGGUCAUCCGCGUCAUUGUGCACACUCAGAUGAGGCUCCUGCCGCUGCGUCAGAAGAAGGCCCACGUGAUGGAGAUCCAGCUGAACGGAGGGACGGUGGCCGACAAAGUGGACUGGGCCCACGAGAAGCUGGAGAAGCAGGUCUCCGUGCAUUCUGUCUUCGGCCAUGAGAUGAUCGAUGUUAUCGGUGUCACCAAAGGGCACGGGAUGAAAGGGGUGACGAGCCGCUGGCACACCAAGAAGCUGCCCAGGAAGACCCACAAGGGGCUGCGCAAAGUGGCGUGCAUUGGAGCCUGGCACCCUGCCCGGGUGGGCUACUCCAUCGCUCGAGCCGGCCAGAAGGGGUAUCAUCACCGCACAGAGCUCAACAAGAAGAUUUAUCGCAUGGGUCGUGGGAUCCACGUAGAAGAUGGCAAAGUGGUGAAGAACAACGCAUCCACCAAUUAUGACACAACAGAGAAAACCAUCACUCCCUUGGGCGGGUUUCCUCGUUACGGAGAAGUCAAAAACGAUUUCUUGAUGCUGAAGGGCUGCGUGGUUGGCACCAAGAAGCGGGUGCUGACCCUGCGCAAGUCGCUCUUGGUCCACACAAGCCGGAAAGCCCUGGAACCCAUUGAGCUGAAAUUCAUCGACACGACCUCCAAGUUUGGCCACGGCCACUUCCAGACAGCCGAAGAGAAGAGGGCUUUCAUGGGCCCCCAGAAGAAACACCUGCUGAAAGGGAAGCCAGAAACCCAGGAGGAGUUGUAAGAGGCU